AUGGCUCCCCUCCACCGCCACCACUACCACCGUGUCCCACCCCCUGCGAUGGCAGGUGAUCUAGCUCGGGGGGCCUCCCAGACUGGGCAGGAAAGGAAGUUUCCAGAAAACCUGGGCUGGGGGAGGAGUCCUGGGGACAGCAGUUGCCCGCCGCAGAGGGCCGGCUGCCUGUGGACCCUUCCCGGCACGGUGGAGGUCAUGUUGGGGGCCCUCAAGCAACCCAGAAGCACAAAUUGGUGGUUUGGGGCCACGCCCAGCUGGGCUGGCAUCCACAAACCUGGAGAGUUGGCUAUGGCAGCACCACGGCCUCGGCCCCGCUCCCCUCCCAAGGCCCCUGUCCCCUUCCCCUGA
Messenger RNA from Rangifer tarandus platyrhynchus (Svalbard reindeer), 351 nucleotides. The record is from the annotation of a GenBank genome assembly. Lineage: Eukaryota; Metazoa; Chordata; Mammalia; Artiodactyla; Cervidae.